This is a messenger RNA of Caenorhabditis remanei, 282 nucleotides long. RefSeq lists its product as uncharacterized. Lineage: Eukaryota; Metazoa; Nematoda; Chromadorea; Rhabditida; Rhabditidae. Bases 1 to 282 code for a protein of 93 amino acids. The transcript is spliced from 2 exons. The record is from RefSeq and is a predicted model, not a curated record.
AUGAUGCUCAACAUCAUUGUAUCCACCACAAUUCUUUCCUUGUCAUCAAUCAAGGACACUGAUGGUACCGGAUUCAUAUUUGACGGGUUCUUCACCAUGGCCUUCUGGACAAAUGUCUACCAGAAUCUCUCAAUCAGUCGCAUCGUUGAGCUGCUGGAUCAACUGUGGAUUGUGAUUCUGUCAACAUCAACAUCCACAUUUGUCUUCGCAAUCAUGAAGCUAAUGAAUUUCGGAACUAUGGUAUUAGCCGAGCAUUUUUAUUACAACCGCGCUCCACCGUAA